AUGAGUGUGGAGGUAUUGGAUGGUGCCACCAUUGUCAACUUUGUUGAAGAUGAAGAAGCAUUCAGUGGCUCGAUUCGCGACCGCUUUGACAACCUUGACGCAGACCAUGAUGGCCUCCUCUCCUAUUCAGAGAUGUUGAAAGAGCUGCAGACUCUAAGGGUCUUUGAAACCCAUUACGGCAUAGAUGUGAAGAUGGAUCCAGACGAGCUCAGUCGCAUAUACGAUUCACUUUUCGUUCAAUUUGAUCACGACUCAAAUGGAGCAGUUGAUUUGGAGGAAUUCAAGGCAGAGACCAAGCAGAUGAUGCUUGCCAUGGCCACCGGCCUCGGAUUCUUGCCCGUUCAAAUGGUUCUUGAAAAGGACAGUUUUCUGAAGAAGGCAGUGGAGAGGGAGUCCACCAAACUUGCUGCAUAA
Molecule: messenger RNA, 414 nt
Organism: Ilex paraguariensis (yerba mate)
Lineage: Eukaryota; Viridiplantae; Streptophyta; Magnoliopsida; Aquifoliales; Aquifoliaceae
Source: the annotation of a GenBank genome assembly